UCCUGGGCAGAAACGCUGGGAGGAGCAGCCAAGCCUCAGGUCCGAAGUAACCUGGGACUCUCGUAAUUUUCGCAGGAAUAAUUUGAACAUCUUCCUUUCUGUCUCCUACCCUGAGGAUUCCCAGACCGCGCCUCCCGCCAUGCCGCUGUCAGUCGGGCCGGAGUGGAAGAAGUCGACCAAGCUCAUCACAGACUUCUCCAACAUCACGCAGGACGACCCGGACAUGCACCUGGAGCCGGCGGAGCUUGACCUGGGCAAGAAGAUCAAAGCCCCCAAGGAGGUGAUGCUGGAGGAGCUUUCGCUGCUGAACAACAAGGGCUCCAGGAUGUUCAAGAUGAGGCAGCAGCGGGUGGAGAGGUUCGUCUUCGAGAACAACCCUGACCUGCAGAACCAGGGUUCCAUGAACCUGAUAUCCUCUCUGGUGGGAGAAAUCGCCGCCGACCUUCAUCAGAGCGGCGUGAAGAUGGAGGUGGAGCUUCCUGAGGCUGAGGCUGGCCGUGAUGCAGCAGGUGAAGAGCCGGGCGAUAGCACCCCGCAGGAGAAGAGGCGUGAGUGUGUGAAGACGUACCUGUCGCCAUGGGAACGGGCCAUGAAGGGGGACGAGGAGCUGCUGGCCACGAUGCGGGUGGAGAUGCCUGGGCCGCACCUGCACCACGACCCGCCCACUUUCAAAAGCUUCAACAGGACCGCCCUGCCUUACGGAGGUCUGGAAAAUGCCCCUCCUGUACUCCUCCAACCACCUGAAGUCCCGCUGGCCUCAGAGGAGCCUGAGCUGCUGACCCCGGUGCGAGAUGUGAGCCUACGGCCCUCAUUUAACCGCACACCCAUGGGAUGGGUGUUCCGAGGGGAGCCCAGCCGCAUCCACGUGGAAAUGGAUGCCGGGCCCUUCGAUGUGGAGACCGAGGACCUCUGAGGGCCCCCGAAGGCCCCUUGCUGGCAGAGCCCGGCGCAUCUCCCACCUGAUCUUAACGCGCAUGCAGUCUGGGGACCCCUGGCUGAGCGAUCCAAUGAUGAGUGUUUAAUUUCGCACCAAUAAAACAUUUUAUUUAAUGAA
Molecule: messenger RNA, 1054 nt
Organism: Brienomyrus brachyistius
Lineage: Eukaryota; Metazoa; Chordata; Actinopteri; Osteoglossiformes; Mormyridae
Product: myozenin-1-like
Exons: 6
Coding region: 140-913 (257 amino acids)
Cellular component (GO): Z disc; actin cytoskeleton
Molecular function (GO): actin binding; FATZ binding; telethonin binding
Source: RefSeq, a predicted model, not a curated record